Dentiscutata erythropus is the source of this 441-nucleotide messenger RNA. Lineage: Eukaryota; Fungi; Glomeromycota; Glomeromycetes; Diversisporales; Gigasporaceae. The record is from the annotation of a GenBank genome assembly.
AUGCCUAAAAACAAAGGAAAGGGAGGUAAAAACAGACGAAGAGGAAAGAAUGAGAACGAAUCUGAGAAAAGAGAACUGAUCUUCAAAGAGGAUGGGCAAGAAUAUGCGCAAGUAGUAAAAAUGCUUGGAAAUGGUCGUUUAGAAGCUCAAUGCUUUGACGGUGAAAAAAGGUUGGCACAUAUUCGUGGUAAACUACGGAAAAAGGUGUGGAUUAAUCAAGGUGAUAUUAUCUUGAUUUCUCUCCGUGAUUACCAAGAUGCCAAAGCCGAUGUCAUUCUAAAAUAUACAACCGAUGAAGCAAGAAAUUUGAAAGCAUAUGGUGAAUUACCAGAAAACGCUAAAAUCAACGAAACUGAAACAGUUGAUAUAGAAGAUGAUGGCAUUAUCGAAUUCGACAUUGAUGAUGUAAUUAAAUUAUUUUAUGAUUUUAAAGAAUCAUAG